UCCAGGCAACAGUCAGAGCAGGGAAGUGAAUAUGAUGUUGCCCCCUUGGUAACAUGCAGUAGUAUUUGGUGGAUUAUUGCGCAGCCAGCGCAGUAGUGAAGGUGGGCUUUGAGCGGGAGAUGAAAACGUCCUGGAACUGUUCUUCAUGUUUCACUCUCUCCAUCCUUUUGUCUGGAUCUUUGUGUUUCCACUCUUAAAGCUUGGAAGCAAAGAGGUGUCAUCUCUAGCACGGAGCUCAGCUUUAAAGGAAAUUGCAAGACUAAAUCUGCUUGUCAGCUUCUGAUCAGACUCCAACUAAUAGAUAAAGCAAGAGGAGGAGGACACGCGGAUGCAUCGAGGAGAAACUCGCCACAAUCCCUGAUUUUAUUGUCAACUCUGGUUUGUUGAAGAAUUCGAUUUUUCUAUUCACUGAAUUGUGCUCGAAGAGCAUUUUAUGUUUGUCAACUCUGCACUGAUUUGAAAUAGAUUUUUUUUUUCCCACCGGUGGAGGAAAUGUUGUGCUUGGAUUUUGAUGUCCUAUAGAGGAGGUUUUUGUUUUCAUCUGAUCAGCAGUCCUUCAGUGUGUGAAAACUUUCUGAUCUGCACAUACCACAUGCAGGUUUUGAGUCUUGGUUCAAGUUGAUCGCAUCCUACAGACUGAAGAGUGUCACUCUCCUCUGUGGAUCCUCAGACUUUGCUUCCUCUAAGGAGUAUCAGCCACUUGGACUAAAAAAAAAAAAUUCAAGAUGCAGGUGUCAUUGGUGUGCACGGACCAUCGUGGGGGAGUGAGUCGGAACACAGAGGACCGGUUAAACCGACAGAAUGCAAACAGCCCCAACACGGGCACUCGCAGCAAGUUCAGAGCGGUGGCAAUGGUGGCUCGCAGUCUGGGACAGCUCUCGGUUCAGAGUGUGCCCUCCUCCAGCGAGCAAAGCAUGAAGACGGGCAUGAAGUAUAGAAACCUUGGAAAGUCGGGCCUGCGUGUGUCCUGCCUUGGAUUAGGAACAUGGGUGACGUUUGGUGGACAGAUAACAGAUGAGAUGGCAGAGCAGCUGAUGACUCUGGCUUAUGAAAAUGGCAUCAAUCUGUUUGACACAGCGGAGGUCUACGCUGCUGGAAAGGCGGAGGUGGUGCUCGGAAACAUCAUAAAGAAGAAAGGAUGGAGACGUUCGAGUCUAGUGAUAACAACGAAAAUCUUCUGGGGUGGAAAAGCAGAGACCGAAAGAGGUUUAUCCCGAAAACACAUUAUAGAAGGUUUAAAAGCCUCUCUAGAAAGACUGCAGUUAGACUACGUGGAUGUAGUUUUUGCAAAUAGACCAGACCCUAAUACACCCAUGGAAGAAACGGUCCGAGCAAUGACCCAUGUGAUAAAUCAGGGCAUGGCCAUGUACUGGGGAACUUCCCGCUGGAGUCCAAUGGAAAUAAUGGAAGCAUACUCGGUGGCACGACAGUUCAACCAGAUUCCCCCCAUCUGUGAGCAGGCUGAGUACCACAUGUUUCAAAGAGAGAAGGUGGAAGUGCAGCUACCUGAGCUCUUCCAUAAAAUAGGUGUGGGGGCCAUGACAUGGUCACCACUGGCCUGUGGGAUCAUCUCAGGGAAAUACGACGGCAGGGUGCCUCCCUACUCUCGGGCCUCUCUGAAGGGUUACCAGUGGUUGAAGGACAAGAUCUUGAGCGAGGAGGGCCGGCGUCAGCAGGCGAAGUUGAAAGAGCUGCAGGCAAUCGCAGAGCGGCUGGGCUGCACUCUGCCCCAACUCGCCAUCGCGUGGUGCCUACGGAACGAGGGGGUGAGCUCUGUCCUUUUAGGGGCGUCCAGCACUGACCAGCUGAUGGAGAACAUAGGAGCGAUACAGGUUCUUCCAAAGCUGUCGUCCUCCAUCACACACGAGGUGGACAGCAUCCUGGGGAACAAGCCGUACAGUAAAAAGGACUACCGCUCCUAACACGCGGUGCGGCCUCGCCCGGCAGGGCCGCUACCCAAGCUGCAGCCGCAGCGCACCCCACCUUUGCCUGAUCCUCUGUUUGCUUGAGCUUUUACUAAGCGAGACCCUGGCGCAUGAGUCUGGCCACACCAAGGCCACGCAGGGCAACUCGCUUAGAGUUACAGGGAUAAAGUUAAGAAAAAGAAAAAUGCAGUCACCUCCACAAGGAAAUGAAGGGAUUGACAAAGAAAGACAAAAGUGGAAGAGGGAUUUGCGCUCAUACUUAAAUCAGUUACACAUUCAACUCAGCUGAACGUAUUUUAAAACCAUAGAGAAAAAUACCUUUUUAAAAAAGUUAAAAAAAAAAAUAAUAAGCACACGCUUGCUUGGCAGCCAGAAUUCUGUUUUUAUUUCCUUUUUAUGUUUGUUUGUUUUUUGCUUUUUUUUUGUUUUUCUCCUUCCAAAAAUGAAUGCAACUAAAAGGAAGACGAUGUUCACACUGUAUGAAUAUACAAGAACUACUCUGUUGCACAUGUACCAUUCGUUCCUUGGACGUUGUGAUUCCAGCCGUGUCUCUCAAGGUUUCUCUCAAAGGAAAAAGAAAAAAAACUGUGUUGUUGACAUUAUCAGUGUAAGAGCCUUGAAUGUGGGCUUUAACAAUCAGCACUUUAGUAUUGUCAGUGUAGGUGCAGGAGGGUUGUUGAAAGGAGAGGAGAGCGCUGGGUAUUAACGUAGUUUCUUCUCACAGCCAUUGCACUUUUAGAAUUGCAUCUCCUCCCGACCGCUCCCCUCUCCUCACCCUCUCCUCACCCUGACCUCUGACACUCCUGUUGUCCUGCUUUGGACAGGGCUGAGAGGACGAGGGGGUUGAAACGACUGCGCCCUGGCUCCUCCUCCUCCUCGUCCUGACCGGUGAACUGUCCAUGAUAACGAGUCAGAAGUGCAGGGGGGGGGGCAAAUGCCACUGAAGAGAUAAGCGAUUUAUCCCCCCCCCCUUACAGAGGGAGCUGCAGCCAUCAUAAAUCAAAUGCGGCCCCUCCCCCCUCCCCUCCCCACUGUGUUCUCCCCAGCCUCCAUUCUGUUGCUCAGGCUGAGGAGUUACUGUACAGGAAGUGAUCAUCAUAUCCGUGCUGGCUCCACCUCUCUCCUUUUUUUGUUCAAGUCAUUCUUGCCUUAUUUACAGUUGCGUCAGACUGUGCUGUGGCUCGACCGCUGUCCCUUUGGCCGGCGGAGGCGGGCGCGUUGCGGGCGAGGACGAGGUGGCGUUUCCGGUUAAUCAGAGCGCGGCAGCAGCUCAGGGAAAGGAGCAGGUGGUUUUUCAGUCGUGUGUCGUCGGCGUGCACAUGUUCAGGAGGGUGUAGUAACUUGUCUGUCUUUCUUUCACGCGAGGACACUGGGGGAGAGGACCAGUGACAUAUUUAAGUGUGGCUUCAGCCAAAGAUCUUCUUUGUUUCUCUCUCUCUCUCUCUCUUCGAUGACACACUUUUACUUCCUGCAAGGUUAUAGAAACUCAUCAUCUUGACGCAUGUGCUGUCCAAGUUUGUCAUCCAUCUAUGGUCUGGACUUUACUCCAUGUAUAUCUUUACUUGACCAUGCUGUUUAAACUAGUUAACAACAUGUCCUUCUUAUACAGAAUGCAAUAGUACACACAGCUGAAUGCUUUUAGGAAACUUAAGGUUUGUUUUAAGCGACACACAAAACUCCAGACGUGUGUUCAAGCAGAAUUUGAUGCCGCCCUAUUAUCACUCGUUCUCCUCUGGGUGCUCUCUUACUGUGAUUAAAGCACAAGUGGAUAGCAUGUGAUACAACCUCGAAGCAUGGACUCUCUUCACCUUUGGUGUACAAUACCUGCAGGACAAGCGAGGUGAUACUGCUCCUCCCCCCACUUACUUACUUACUUACUUACUUACUAACUAACGCGUGUAGAUAACAAAUCUUUACUAACAGCUGGAAAAAAAAAAAAACACUUAAGUACAGUUAAGGAAAAUUAUAUAAAUGAGAUGCGGGUGCUUCUUAGCGGGCGUAGAGGAAAUAAUCAAUGUGAGCGUCUUUUGUGUGAAUGUGUGUGUGUGUGUGUUUGUGUUGGGGAGGGAGAACAACUAAACUAGUCCCUUGCUGUUUUAGCCUGUUGUGUUUAGUUGAUCCCUGUAUCUGUGUCUUGUGCGUCUGAGUGGAUUAAGCAAAAGAGCAUUUAGCUUGUUAGUUUGUGGAGUUCCUGUGUCUUAAUAUUUCCAUCUGCAGGGAAGAGUAGAGGAAGUUUGAGAUUUCAAGGCCACGUUUGACUCUUUUUUUGGGUCGGGUUGGGUUUUCCUAGAGUUAGAGAAACUUCUGUCGCGUCUGAAGCUACAGCCAACAAAAUGAUCUUUGAAAAAGUGAAAAAUCAGUAUCAUCUGUCACCAUUUAUGAGAUGAAAAGUGUUAUUAAAAGAGUAUUGAAUAUUUAGUGACAUAAAUGCAUGUACAGUACAAACAAGUUUCAUCAAAGAGGUUUUUUUAAAUGCUAAAUCAAUAGUUGCUUAUAACCAGAGAGCUGUUUUUCAUUGGGUUAUUCAAAAAUGUGAUGGAGAAAACGAUUCUUGAAAGGAUAUUAAAUGUUUCUGUGUUUGCGAUGAGACGCUGAACACUUGUAAACAUUAAAUUACAGCGGUAUUAAAAAUAAAUCAGGCGAGUCAAGUCACAUUAUUCAUUAACAAAGGUUAGAAUGCAUAUUUCAUAGUGUGGUUUUAUCAUUUUCUGUUGUGUCCGUUGACUGUUGGCUGUAGUUUAUACAGAAAACACUUCUAACUCUGGGCAAAGUAAACAUGAAUAUGCAGAUUUUACCCCCCAAAAAUAUAUCCCAGCUUCUCCUUUAAAUAAUAUCGCUGUGCAUUGUUUUUGUUAAACCACAAGUGUUAUUCCACACUGUGCUUACCCGUCCUGCAAAAAAAAAAAAAAACCCUUUGUGCUGUUUUUAAAGGUUAACGCACACAUUAGAAAUGACUCUCCAUGUUUUACGUCAGGAGCGUUGGUUAGUUAGGGACAAAGUCAUGCUUUAAAGUGGUCCUCGUUUCAUCAUACGUGCUCUUAUCGUUGAAGAAAUGAAACCAGGCCCACGCGGUGGACAGAGCUUAUUUUACAGAAGGUUCUGGGUUAUACAGAGAAUAUAUUUUUUAUCUUUUCGCCUUUAAUGCAGUAGAGGUCAAUAAAAAUAGAAGUUUUUAUUUUUCUUCAUCACGCUGCAUUUUUCCUAUCUGUAUCGUAUUGACUUUAAAGACAAGACGAAAAGAAGCAAUUCCUUUGUGUUGUGUGUGCAUUAUGAGGGAAAACGUUGUGAGCGCCUGGUUAUCUCCUGUACAUAGUUUGACCUUUGUAUGUAUGUGUAUAUAUAUAUAUAUGUGUGUGUAUAUAUAUAUGUAUAUACAUAUAUAUAUAUACAUAUUUCUGGUUGUGAUCACCUUUGCCUUUUCUUUCUCUCUCUCUCUUUUGUUUGUUUUUUUAAUUUGAUUUCCUUUGGCAGGCGUUGCUAUCUGCACUGUGCUUGUAUCUGAAGGUUAGACAGGAUGUACAGCUUCGAUCUUCAAAGAAAAAUGAAAUAAUGAUAAAAUAAGAAUGAUAAGCAAA
Messenger RNA from Solea senegalensis (Senegalese sole), 5500 nucleotides. It is a transcript of the gene kcnab2a, whose product is annotated as potassium voltage-gated channel subfamily A regulatory beta subunit 2a. The transcript has 14 exons. Gene Ontology annotation, biological process: regulation of potassium ion transmembrane transport; potassium ion transport; regulation of action potential. Lineage: Eukaryota; Metazoa; Chordata; Actinopteri; Pleuronectiformes; Soleidae. The coding region runs from base 726 to 1922 and encodes 398 amino acids. The record is from RefSeq and is a predicted model, not a curated record. Gene Ontology annotation, molecular function: voltage-gated potassium channel activity; potassium channel regulator activity; transmembrane transporter binding. Gene Ontology annotation, cellular component: cytoplasm; voltage-gated potassium channel complex; juxtaparanode region of axon.